This is a messenger RNA of Zea mays, 779 nucleotides long. RefSeq lists its product as uncharacterized. The record is from RefSeq and is a predicted model, not a curated record. The transcript is spliced from 3 exons. NCBI's taxonomy places the organism in Eukaryota, Viridiplantae, Streptophyta, Magnoliopsida, Poales, Poaceae. The coding region runs from base 243 to 476 and encodes 77 amino acids.
ACUGGUGGCACGGCACAGCCGCACACACAAACACACUAUUGCAAAAGCAUGGACAAUAUAUGGGCGUGCCCUUUCCAGCUGUUAGGGAUCGGAGCAGCUAGCGCUACCGUUCGUCGUAUAUAAAGGGGCCACUGGUGGUACGUACGUUCCAGCUCCUCACAGAACUAACAGUUCUGAGAUCGAGCUGCACAAGGAAGGAAAGAAGGAGACACACAAUCGUCGCCUGCUUAACCAGAGCGACAAUGCCCAAGCUCAGGCUCAUCUUCACCGUUAUUCUUGUGGUGUCUCUACUGUUCAGUGGUGUGUCUUCAGGACAAACUGCAGCUACACAAGCCAGCGAUGCAGAUCUUUCUGAAGCGGUUGAGGUUGAGAGACGCAGUGGGAAGGUUCUGACGUACGUUCAGGACUACGACUACGGCGGGUCCAACCCCAAACAUGACCCACGCAGGAAGCCAGGGAGCGGACACCCUCCAUAGGUAGCCAAGGAUAAACGUCCGGUGACGCUCCAGCCACUGGACUCUGCUGGUACCUAGCUAGUCUUGCUGAGUUGUUCCUGUAAUGAGUAGAAAGAAUCAGAACGGUUUGGUCCCGUCCACGCCCACGUCACUUUGUUAGCUACGUAGUAGUAUAAUAAGGUAGUCUUUUAGAUGAUGAUGAAAUAAAGAUCCAGAAUGUUCUGUCAGUCGAGACACCAGACUUUAAGUCCUAUUUCUUUACCCUCUAGUUUAUAUAGUCUAGCUUAAAUAAGCUGAAAGAUAAACAAACAACACUGAUUAUCA